Messenger RNA from Lactuca virosa, 1494 nucleotides. The record is from the annotation of a GenBank genome assembly. Lineage: Eukaryota; Viridiplantae; Streptophyta; Magnoliopsida; Asterales; Asteraceae.
AUGAUCGGAAAUGUUAGCAGGCUUCACACGACAAAUCGCUCCUCUGUCGUAUUUUCCUUAAAAUUCAAAUCGUCGUUUCACAACCUGACCACCACCACGCCUCCUUCACCGCCGCCGCUGGAAGAAGAUGAUGCCGCCGGCCUUUCCAACCUCAUCCUAAAGUUAGACACACAAACCCUAAGCCAAAAUCUAGAAACCAACUCUAUCUGCUGGACUACGGACCUGGUAAACAAAAUCCUAAAACGCCUUUGGAACCAUGGCCCCAAAGCACUUGAAUUCUUCAGGCUCCUCGAACGCCAUCCCAUCUACACCCACUCCACCACCUCAUUUGACCACGCCAUCGACAUUGCCGCCCGAUUACGCGACUACAAGACCGUCUGGACGCUCGUCGCCCGUAUGCAGAAACGAAGGCUCGGUCCGAACCCGAAAACAUUCGCGAUCAUAACCGAGCGGUACGUAUCCGCUGGAAAACCCGACAAAGCCGUAAGAGUGUUCUUGUCGAUGCACGAACAUGGCUGCCAACAAGACUUGAAUAGCUUCAAUACAUUUCUUGAUGUAUUAUGCAAGUCUAAACGAGCUGAAAUGGCCUAUAACCUGUUUAAGGUUUUAAAGAGAAGAUUCAAAGCAGAUACAAUCAGUUACAACAUCAUUGCGAAUGGUUUUUGUUUGAUUAAGCGAACGCCUAGAGCAUUGGAGGUGUUGAGGGAGAUGGUGGAGAGUGGUCUCGAGCCAACUCUCAAGACGUAUAACAUAAUCCUUAAUGGGUAUUUCAAGGCGGGCCAGAUUAAAGAAGCUUGGCAGUUCUUCUUGGAGAUGAAACGUCGAAAAUGUGUGAUGGAUGUUGUUACUUACACAACAAUGGUUCACGGUUUUGGAGUUUCAGGUGAGAUCCAAAAGGCACGCCAGGUGUUUGAUGAAAUGCUUGAAACAGGGAUUCUUCCCUCUGUUGCCACUUACACUGCAUUCAUUCAAGUUCUCUGCAAGAAAGACACUGUGGAAAACGCCAUUGUAGUGUUUGAAGAGAUGUUAAAGAAGGGCUAUACACCUAAUUCAACAACUUACAGUGUACUCAUUAGAGGAUUGUGUCAUGUUGGAAAGAUGGAGAAGGCAAUGGAGUAUCUGGACAAAAUGAAACAAGAUGAAUGUGAACCAAAUGUUCAAAUUUUCAAUGUGAUCAUUAGGUAUUAUUGUGAUGAAGGUGAAAUCGAAAAGAGUUUGGAAGUUUUUGAGAGAAUGGGUAGUGGUGAAUGUUUGCCCAAUUUGGAUACAUACAAUAUUUUGAUCAGUGCAAUGUUUGUGAGGAAGAGAUCAGAUGAUUUAAUGGUGGCAGGGAAACUGUUGAUAGAAAUGGUGGACAGAGGUUUUGUUCCUAGAAAAUUUACCUUCAAUCGGAUCUUGAAUGGGCUUUUGCUUACUGGAAAUCAAGAUUUUGCCCAAGAGAUACUUAGAGCACAGAGUAAAUGUGGUUGUCUCCCUCGUCAUUUCAGAUUAUGA